Apis florea (little honeybee) is the source of this 2125-nucleotide messenger RNA. RefSeq names its product gamma-soluble NSF attachment protein. Gene Ontology annotation, molecular function: soluble NSF attachment protein activity; syntaxin binding. The record is from RefSeq and is a predicted model, not a curated record. Lineage: Eukaryota; Metazoa; Arthropoda; Insecta; Hymenoptera; Apidae. Gene Ontology annotation, biological process: intracellular protein transport. Gene Ontology annotation, cellular component: SNARE complex; vacuolar membrane.
ACACGUACAUUGAUAAACUAAUCUAACACAUUUAAAUCGUGUAGAACGAAAAAUCUAUUGUCUGUACGGUGGUUCGAUAAUAGUCAUUCAAUACAGAAAUAAUUCUGACAGUAAUCAUUUCAUUACUGACAAUCAUAAAAUCUGACGAAAAUCAAAUUAAGACACCAUUCGGAAAAAAAUGUCAAAAAUUGAAGAAGGAAAUCUUCAUAUACGACAAGCUGAAAAAAGCUUGAAAACAUCAUUAUUAAAAUGGAGACCUGAUUUCGAAGUUGCGGCUGACGAAUAUACAAGUGCAGCAACUUGCUUUAGAAUAGCAAAAUCUUAUCAACAAUGUAAAGAUUGCUUAAUGAAAGCUUCCGAUUGUUAUAAAGAAAAUAGAUCAUGGUUUCAUGCUGCAAAGAGUAUUGAACAAGCUACUUUAAUUUGUAAAGAAAUGGGAAAUCUUACAGAAGUUUCAAAAUUAGCACAUAGUGCUUGCUCUUUAUAUUUGAUGCAUGGGUCGCCUGAAUCAGGUGCAACUGUACUUGAUAAAGUAGGAAAAAUGAUAGAAGCUACUCAACCACAAGAAGCACUAGACUUGUUUAAACGUGCUGCUAGUAUUGUUAUGGGUGAAGAUAGUCCACGUCAAGCAGCAGAAUAUAUGAGCAAAGUGGCAAGAUUAUUAGUAAAACUACAAAUGUAUGAUGAAGCAGCAGAUGCAAUUCGUAGAGAAAUUGGAAUGCAUCAACAGACAGAUCAUACACCAUCUGUUGGUAGAUUAACAGUAGCAUUAGUUUUAGUACAGUUAGCUCGAGGUGAUCAAGUAGCUGCUGAAAAAGCUUUCAAAGAAUGGGGAAAUUAUUGUGAAGCACCUGAGAUUAAUACAUUAGAAAUGUUAUUACAAGCAUAUGACAAUGAAGAUGCAGAUGCUGCAAGAGCAGCCUUAAAUAAUCCUUUUAUUAAACACAUGGAUGUUGAAUAUGCUAAACUUGCUAGAGGUUUACCUUUACCACAACAAGAAUAUGCAAUACCUCCUCCAGGAGUAAGAGCUAAUGCAGCAGAAUCAUAUACAUCUCCUAACGCAUCAAAAUUAAUGGAAGAAACUACAAAUGAAGUUCAAAACAUAAAUAUUAAUGAAUCUGAAGAUGCUUCAAAAACAUCAUCAGAAGACACUGUUGAAAAAGAACAAGCACAAGCAGCAUUUUCAAAAAAUAUAAAUAAUGAUGAAGAAGAUGAAUAUGAAGGAUUAUGCGGCGAGAAAGGCCACCUCUUUAAAUUAAAAGAAGGAAUGACGCUAGAGAAUCCGUUCUUUGUCGUCAAGGACGAAGUUUGUAAAGCCUUAAAUAAAAAUCGCGGUUUAUACGGGCGCUGGACGGAAUUGCAGGAUGUUGUCACGAGUCCUACUGUGAGUGGGGGAAUCCCAAUCUCACGCGACGAAUUAGAGUGGACUACUACUGAAUUACGGAAAGCUUUACGUUCAAUCGAAUGGGAUCUUGAUGAUUUAGAAGAUACGAUUUGUAUUGUAGAAAAAAAUCCAACAAAGUUUAAAAUAGAUAACAAAGAAUUAACGGUUCAACGAAGUUUUAUCGAACAAACACGAGAAGAAGUUAAGACCAUGAAGGAUAAAAUGAAUUUAAGUAGAGGUCGGGAUCGUGAUAACACAGCAAGACAGCCACUUUUAGAUAAUAGUCCUGCUCGAGUUCCUGUCAAUCAUGGCACAACAAAAUAUAGCAAAUUGGAAAAUGAAAUUGAUAGUCCAAAUAGACAAUUUUUAGGAGAUACCUUACAACAACAAAAUGACAUGAUGAGACAACAAGAUGAGCAAUUAGAUAUGAUAGGUGAAAGCAUUGGAACAUUGAAAACAGUAUCUAGACAAAUCAAUACUGAAUUAGAUGAACAAGCAGUUAUGUUAGAUGAAUUUGGUAAUGAAUUAGAAGUAACGGAUUCUAAAUUAGAUGCAACAAUGAAAAAAAUGGCCAAAGUUCUUCAUAUGAGUAAUGGUAACUAUAAUAAUUACAUUCCUGCUCCUACUACUGCAACAUCUAGUGUUUCUGAUCUUGCCUCUAAACCUUCUUCUCUAUCAUCUUUAUCAAAUACAAUAACUAACUGUUUCUUAUGUUCUGGAGAUUAAAUAUUUUUAUUAUAA